Trematomus bernacchii (emerald rockcod) is the source of this 1577-nucleotide messenger RNA. It is a transcript of the gene egln3, whose product is annotated as egl-9 family hypoxia-inducible factor 3. Gene Ontology annotation, biological process: peptidyl-proline hydroxylation to 4-hydroxy-L-proline; cellular response to hypoxia. The coding region runs from base 165 to 881 and encodes 238 amino acids. Gene Ontology annotation, molecular function: ferrous iron binding; peptidyl-proline 4-dioxygenase activity; L-ascorbic acid binding. The record is from RefSeq and is a predicted model, not a curated record. Gene Ontology annotation, cellular component: nucleus; cytoplasm. Lineage: Eukaryota; Metazoa; Chordata; Actinopteri; Perciformes; Nototheniidae. The transcript is spliced from 5 exons.
UUAAUGUAGAUCUCUGUUGCCAAUGAAACAUCUCUAACUCCCUCUCUGACCUUUUAAUACUCUUUCUGUGACACGUUUCACAUAAAAUCAAAGUUAUUCUGCUGUGAAAUAUAAUUUUUGACAGUGACACUUUCCCAGACUUUAUUUUAUAUUUUUGAUGCAAAAUGCCUUUCAUCGAGCACGUUUCUGACGCAGAUCUGGAGCGCUUGGCUCUGGAGCGGGUCGUCCCGGCGCUGCAGGACUUUGGCUUCUGUUAUUUGGACGGGGUCCUGGGGGAAGUGGCCGGGGGCGAGGUGCUCCAGCAGGUGAUCGAUAUGCACCAGGCCGGGGUGCUGCAGGACGGCCGGCUGGUAGGCUCUGUUCCCGGGGUGCACCGGAGCAGUAUCCGCGGGGAUAAGAUCGCCUGGGUGAGCGGGAUGGAGCGCGGCUGCGAGGCGAUCAACUUCCUGCUCAACAUGAUCGAUAAGAUGAUCGCUGUGUGCGCGAGCCGGCUGGAGAGCAAGAAGAUCCGCGAGAGGUCCAAGGCGAUGGUUGCUUGUUACCCUGGAAACGGGGCAGGUUACGUGAAACACGUUGAUAACCCGAACUCUGACGGCCGCUGCAUCACCUGCAUCUACUACCUCAACAAGGACUGGAGCGCCAAGGAGCACGGAGGCGUCCUCAGGAUCUUUCCGGAGGGGACGUCCUUCGUGGCCGACAUCGAGCCGCUGUUCGACCGGCUGCUCUUCUUCUGGUCCGACCGCAGGAACCCCCACGAGGUGCAGCCCUCCUUCAAUACCAGGUACGCCAUCACUGUUUGGUAUUUUGACUCGGAGGAGAGAGCCGAGGCUAAGAGACGCUUCAAAAACCUGACAGAUUCCUCUCUGAAGCAGAGCAGCUGAUCGUUGGGAGAAUCUGAGGCUCAAAGCUUCUGGAAAAGCUAAUAGAAAAAGUUGAAAAAAAAGAUGUCACUCUUCAGCAGAUCAACCUGCCAGAGCUGCCGUUUCCUGCUGAUGGUGCCUUCAGGUGACCUGCUGAUGAUGCCUUCAGGUGACCUGCUGAUGAUGCGUUCAGGUGACCUGCAGAUGAUGCCUUCAGGUGACCUGCUGAUGGUGCCUUCAGGUGACCUGCUGAUGAUGCCUUCAGGUGACCUGCAGAUGAUGCCUUCAGGUGACCUGCUGAUGAUGCCUUCAGGUGACCUGCUGAUGAUGCGUCCAGGUGACCGAUGCGUUCAAGUGACCUGCGGUGAUGCGUUCAGGUGACCUGUGGUGAUGCGUUCAGGUGACCUGUGGUGAUGCGUUCAGGUGACCUGCAGCUGCUCAGGACGUUCCUGCUUUACUCUCCACUGAGUCGAGGGGAAGAGAGGACUUCUGCUCGCUUCACCCUACAGGAGGGGAGAGGAAGAACUCUUUAAAGUUUACAGACAGAACAUGAGACUUUAAACCUGUGAGACUGUACUUUGACAUGUUCUUUAUUCAUCUUUGAAAAGAGGUGAAGACACACAGGAGUGUUUAGACAUGAACAGAGGGGGUAAAAGUACACACAUCCUUUACUCAAGUACAAGUACACAUACUCGUGUUUAAAAAUACUCUGGUAAA